GCGGUGGCUGAGGGCACCCACUCACAGAGCAGAGGUUGUCCCAGCAGUCUGUCCUGAAGAACAGUGGGAGACAGAGCCCGCUGCAAGAGCCCUGUGUGUUUGUCACCCACUCCUCCGGAUGGGCUUUCAGGAGGGCUUGGUUCGGCCCUGCCUAGAUUUAUAGCUGUGUUCUACAGGUCCUUCUUCCUGAGUGGUCUGCGGGUGAUACAGAGGUUGAUCCGGUAAAUAACCCUUGUGUCAUGGCUUUGUGUGCGCUGAUGUGGCUGAGCCUGGAUCCUCCCCUCCCUGGGAAGGUGCUCAGGGAUUUUUCCCCCUUUAUCAGUGUGCACAGCCAGCACCACAGAGGCACUGGUGAGGGGCUGCAGAGGUUUGCCUGCCCUUCCUGACCACCCCAGCCCCUGUGGGCUGCUGCCAAGGUGGGGAUGUGUCCUGUGUGUUUUGGGACACUGAGAGGGGUGGUAGCUGGGAGUCUGGGCUCUGGCAUCCUGCAGCUGGGUGGGAAUCCCUGGCAAAGUGAAACGCCACAUUUUCAGGUUGCCUGCCUGAACACCGGUUUCAUUGCUCAGUUUAUUUUCUGCUCAGUGCUCACUUAACAUCUCUAAUAUCCCAGGGAGUGGAUGUAACAGGUACGCACCUCUGUGUGGCAGGUAUCUGUGAGGUGUCCAAAACCAGCCAGACUGGAUCUGGCACUGACACAGUCCCAUUGAGGAGCUGAAUUUUGCAGCUAAUAUUAUUCUCUGUCUUCUCGCUGUCUUUGUUUCGGAAGCAAAUGGCCCUCUAGCUGCAUUGAAUUGCUCGGCUACCUUGCAUAGCCAGGAUCUAAUUACCUCUGGAGCUGGGAGCCCUGUCUCCAAGUGGCACCGAGGCUUUGUUUUUAAUGACUUGCUCUGCCACGUUCAGAGUGUGACAAUGUAGGGGAGCCUGCCAGGACCGACUGCUGGUGCCACCGUGCUCGUACUGCGACGACUGCAGCCAGGCUGGGAGAGCUAAUAGGAGUCAGAAUGUCUUGGGCCAAGUAUCUAUGGCACAGCACCAGGUCAAAAACAGAAUAAACGGGUCUAGCCAUGAGCGCAGCGCUCCACUGUGUCCUGGCAAGCAAGCUGGAUUGCAUCUUUCCCUACUCUGAUGCUUGGAAGGAGGGAAAGUGUGGCCAAAUCUGUCCCUACGGCCCCAACCUGUGGCAGGGUGGCCCCCCAGAACGGGCGAGGGGCGGCCGGGCAUGGUGAACAGCUGGGCUCUGGGCUUCCUCCCUGUGCCGCUAGCUAUCUCUGGCCUCCUGUUAAUGUUUACAAGGCAGGUCCAGUGGCGUUACAGUCUGUCCAAAGACCAGAUCCCUCCUCAUCUCUCCCUGGGAUCCUGCUUCCUGCUGGCUGGGAUAGGGCCACGGGAGAGUCACAGGGAGGAAAAACCUGGCUCCUGCUGCCUCUGUAACACUAUCGGCCCCCCUCCAGUCAUCUGCGGCUCCGCUUCCCCGCUCGCAGGCGCAGAUGAGUAAUGCCACUCGUGCCUCUCCCGCGGAGCCUGGCACGCCAGGGCCCAGCACAGCAGCCACGCUGGCCUCAGCUCUCCCACCCGCAGAUCUUGUCCUGCUCACAGCUGCCCACAAUGACUCCGAAGAUGGCCAGCAGCUUUUCCUGACCACGACAGCAGCACAGGUCAUCUCUGGCAUCUUUGUGUGGUCGGCGCUUAUCAUCACCUUCCACCAGAUCUACAGACACCUGAGGAACUACACCAUCCCCAAGGAGCAGCGCUACAUCAUCCGCAUCCUCUUCAUCGUGCCCAUCUAUGCCUUUGACUCCUGGCUCAGCCUCCUCCUCCUCGGCAGCCACCAGUACUAUGUCUACUUUGACUCGGUGCGCGACUGCUAUGAAGCUUUCGUGAUUUACAGCUUCCUGAGCCUGUGCUUCGAGUACCUGGGAGGGGAGAGCACCAUCAUGACAGAGAUCCGAGGGAAACCUAUUGCGUCUAGCUGCUUUUAUGGGACCUGCUGCCUUCAGGGUAUGUCCUACUCCAUUGGAUUCCUGCGUUUCUGCAAGCAGGCCACACUGCAGUUCUGCAUCGUGAAACCCCUCAUGGCAAUCAUCACCAUCAUCUUGCAGGCGUUUGGGAAAUACCACGACGGGGACUUCAAUGUCCAUAGUGGCUAUCUCUACAUCACCAUUAUCUACAACUUCUCUGUCAGCCUGGCACUUUAUGCACUCUUCCUCUUCUACUUUGCCACCAUGGAUCUGCUGCGCCCAUUUGAGCCAGUCCUCAAGUUCAUCACCAUCAAGGCAGUCAUCUUCCUCUCCUUCUGGCAAGGGACACUGCUUGCAAUCCUAGAGAAAUGUGGGGUGAUUCCUGAAGUUCAGAUCAUCGAUGGGAAGGAGGUGGGAGCUGGGACGGUGGCUGCUGGCUACCAGAACUUCAUCAUCUGCAUCGAGAUGUUCUUUGCUUCCAUUGCGCUGCGCUAUGCGUUCACCUGCCAGGUGUACAGAGAAAAGAAAGAAAACUCAACAGCAAACCUUGCCCCGAUGCAGAGUAUCUCAAGUGGGCUGAAGGAGACCAUAAGCCCCCAGGACAUCGUGCAGGAUGCGAUCCACAACUUCUCGCCUGCGUACCAGCAGUACACCCAGCAGUCCAUGCAGGAGGCAGAGCGCAAAGUGCCGGGAGAGAAUGGGCAAGUGGCCUCCAAGCUGGAGGGACUGAGCAGCAGAAAGAGCAAAAACAUUGAGAAGAAAGUGCUGAUCGUGUCGGACGAGGACCUGUAGGAAACAUCGGAGGGGACGGUAACACUGGAGAGGUUUAAACCUGUGCAAGUGGCAGCUGUCUCAAGGAUGAGACAACCUGGUCUAAUUGGAGUACCAAGAAGCCAGGAAUUGCACCCCAAAAGCCAGUCACUCAAAGGGAAGAUGCAAUAACCCAGGGAACUGUUAAAUCAAAGAGUGCCAGCUUCUGCUGUCCCAUCUCUGCUGCUGUUAGGGACUGGGCUGACUGCUCCUGUGACGCAGGAGCCCUGUGCUGUGGUCUGGGCUUUGCUGCCCCACUGCUGGUGUCUUGAUGCCAGCCCAGCGCCCACCCUGGGGGAUGGCAGGCAGGGAGGGGAGCUGGGCUGCAGGACAGACCAGCCACCCUCGCCCUUCCCUUACCUCCAACUAGCACUGAGGCCUGAGAGAAGUGCUUUUCUCAGCACAGUUCUGCUCUAGUUUCUCCCUAUUUGAAUAAAAAAUUAUCUCGAAAGGCCCCAUGGAGAAAACCAGCCCAGGAAGGUGACUUCGCUUCACCUCAAAACCUGGUAACAGCUGAAAGACGUCAUUCUUUAUUUUUACAUCUUCUCCCCUCUCCUUCCCCCCAAAAAGCCUACAGAGUUGUGCAGGGGAUCUUUAGCAGGGAGGAAGAGCAAGUCAUCCUCUUCUCCCUCCAGCUGGGGAUGCAGCUGUCCGAGUAACUCCCCCAGGAGCGGUGGCCGGACCUCACUCAGGGCACAGGCAGGGUCUCACAGCUGCAUUCUGCCGGUGUCAGAAGUGCUUGUUUAUGUCUAAAACGAGUUAUCUUUGAAUGGAUCAGAAGUUAAAAGGGAUUCCAGCUUUCUUAUCGGGGUCUUUAUUAGGGAACCAGACUGUGACUAGUGGUGCUAAGAAUGCACUUACUGGGAACUGCCCGUUCCUCCUAACCCUUUGCUAUUUACCGUCCGUAGGCUUUGCCCAACCUGCAGAAAGGCAAGCAGGACCUAAGCUCAGCUGGGUGACAGAAGCGGGGAUGGAGAGGUGUGAGGGCUGCUGCUGCUCAGGUCAGGACCACUGGCAGCAAAAGAUGCUGCAUGGAGGGACUCUCCCCAUAUCAAACAGUGAUGGAGAGCACAUAUCCUUCUGCUAAAAUUCCCCUCUGAUUUUUUUUUUUUGCCCCAGUGUUUUUCAAUUUUCAGUCCAAUUUCUAUUCCCCUGUUAAUCAGAUGAUCCCUGGUAAUUAACUCGGGCACUGUCCAGGCUGUUGUUUGAGGGUGGGAGUUGGGUAGUGAAAAGACAAAGACAAGUCUACAGCCUCAGAUUUGCACUCGCAUGGCAAACAAAGCAAUGGGUAAGGCUUAGAGCCAUUUUACACACAACUCCUACUGGGAUUUGGUUUUCCUUGCUCUUCAGCUGCAAAAUGUAAAUCACAAUAUGAAAUUAUUUUAUUUAUGAAUUUUUUUCUAAUAAACAGCAAUUUCUACCGUGGAGCGAGCAAGUGUUUUCACUUAGCUCAGCAAGCAAAGCCCACGAUCUGCCUGUUCCUGUUCUAAUGCUGAUGCUCUUAAGAUCAACGUCCUCCCUGCCCCUCAAUGCUGGCCCAGCAGAAAUACCUGCACACGCAGCAUCCUGCACAUUUUGGCAUUCCCAUGGCAUUUCUGCUCAUCUUUUUCACUCCACAAACAGUGUGUGUGUCCCACUUCCUCUCUGCACCUCUUCCAACCCUUGCUUAAGCUGUGGAUGCAGCAAUUCAGAGCUGCUGAUUCCACUUUAGCCAAGCUAAGCCCAGACUCCAGCUGCAACAAGACAUCCUCUAUUUAUUAUUAUUGGAGAAAUCAUAUCUUGCUGUAAGCCCAGACUCUACGUGGGCAGCCUCUACCUAAGCCAGUCUUGCAAGUCCCUCUGCUCUGAAG
Molecule: messenger RNA, 4618 nt
Organism: Cuculus canorus (common cuckoo)
Lineage: Eukaryota; Metazoa; Chordata; Aves; Cuculiformes; Cuculidae
Gene: TMEM184A
Product: transmembrane protein 184A
Exons: 9
Coding region: 1488-2750 (420 amino acids)
Biological process (GO): transport
Cellular component (GO): early endosome membrane
Molecular function (GO): transporter activity
Source: RefSeq, a predicted model, not a curated record